AUGACAUUGCCGAGCGGUAUUUGGGGGUUUGGAGAAUUGACCGAGUUUGUCAUGGGCAUGUUCGUAGAGAUAUAUGACCCUACAAUCGAAGACGCAUACCAAAGACAAAUGGUGUUGGACGGGCAGAUGUGCUUCGUGGAAGUCAUUGACACUGCCGGACAGGCUGACAGAAAGCAUGAUCGAGAAGUGUCGAGGGAGGAGGGGAGGGCCAUGGCGCGAUCCUUUUCGUGCGACUUUCUGGAGACAUCGGCCAAGCUGGAGAAAACGUCGAGCGGGCAUUUGCUCAUGUCAUCCGCGUAUGUCGGAGCACCCAACCGAAAGCCGCGUACGAAGAAAGCCGCACGAAGAAAAAUAAAUGUAUCAUAUGCUAGUCGCUAG
This is a messenger RNA of Coprinopsis cinerea okayama7#130, 378 nucleotides long. Its product is annotated as Ras2p. Gene Ontology annotation, molecular function: GDP binding; GTPase activity; GTP binding. Gene Ontology annotation, cellular component: plasma membrane. Gene Ontology annotation, biological process: signal transduction. NCBI's taxonomy places the organism in Eukaryota, Fungi, Basidiomycota, Agaricomycetes, Agaricales, Psathyrellaceae. The record is from RefSeq and is a predicted model, not a curated record. Bases 1 to 378 code for a protein of 125 amino acids. The transcript has 5 exons.